Messenger RNA from Vespa crabro (European hornet), 1288 nucleotides. RefSeq names its product mitochondrial thiamine pyrophosphate carrier (gene Tpc1). Gene Ontology annotation, biological process: thiamine pyrophosphate transmembrane transport. Gene Ontology annotation, molecular function: thiamine transmembrane transporter activity. The record is from RefSeq and is a predicted model, not a curated record. Gene Ontology annotation, cellular component: mitochondrial inner membrane. NCBI's taxonomy places the organism in Eukaryota, Metazoa, Arthropoda, Insecta, Hymenoptera, Vespidae. Bases 184 to 1107 code for a protein of 307 amino acids. The transcript is spliced from 5 exons.
AGUACUAUUAAAUUGAAAUAAUUUAAAUUGAAAAUACAUUUAUUUAAUUGAUGAUAAUAAAUAUGAAAAUACUAUAAUAUAUUAAUAAAAUAUCCUCUUUUUUAUUUUUAUUAUCUGGAAUUAUAGUAAUGUUUAUAAACUAAAUUAAAUUAAGAAUCAUGGCCAUUAUAUAACGAACAUUUAAUGGUUACAUUUUCAAUGGCUAAAGAAAAUAAUAGAGAUCAUGCUAUUGCGGGAGCUAUUAGUGGAUUUCUUACACGUUUCACUUGUCAGCCCUUGGAUGUUGUAAAGAUAAGAUUUCAGUUGCAAGUAGAACCUAUAGGACAAUAUCAUACUAGUAAAUAUCAAUCUGUUUUCCAAGCAUUUUGGUUGAUAUUAAAAGAAGAAGGAAUAUUUGCAUUAUGGAAGGGACAUAUGCCUGCUCAAUUAUUAUCUGUAGUUUAUGGGACAGGACAGUUUUAUUCUUAUAAUGUAAUUAUGGAAUUUUCUGAUAAAUACUCAUAUUUAAAUGAACGGAAAUAUUUAACAAAUUUUAUGGCUGGUGCAAGUGCUGGAAGUAUCGCUACCAUUAUAUCUUUCCCUUUUGAUACUAUUAGAACAAGAUUAAUAGCUCAAUCUUACAAUUGCAAAGUAUAUAAAGGUAUAUUACACUCAUGUAGUACAAUUCUACAUAAAGAAUCACCAAAGGUCUUUUUUUCUGGAAUAUCACCAACUUUAUUACAAAUUGCUCCACAUACUGGUUUACAAUUUUUAUUUUAUAAAUAUCUUGUAGAUAUCUAUAAAAAGUAUUUUAAAGAAACUGAAACAAACUUUUACAAUUCUAUGAUAUCUGGUAGUAUAGCUGGUUUAAUGGCAAAAACCGUUGUAUAUCCAAUGGAUUUAGCACGAAAAAGACUGCAAAUACAAGGUUUUGAAUAUGGUAGAAAAGAAUUUGGUAGAUUUUUUAAAUGCAAAGGUUUGAUAGAUUGUUUAAGAGUAACGAUAAAAGAUGAGGGUGUAAAAGGUUUGUUUAAAGGUUUAUUACCAAGUCAAUUAAAAGCUGCAUUGACGACAGCUUUACAUUUUACUUUUUAUGAACAAGCCUUAUUAAUUUUAAAGAAUAUAUGACAAUAUUGAUUUGAAAAAAUAGAUAACUAAUGUUGUGUAAUAAAAUAUGAAUGAACAUUACUACUGUUACACCGUAACAAUGCACUGAUCAACAACGAUGCUCUCAAGAUUUGAUCUUUAUUUUAUUUAUUAUUUUAAUGGUACAAAUAUAUAAGUUAAUAAAAAAAAAAUUUACGAUCAA